AUGGCUCGAAGAUUCACAACAGAGGAAAAAGGCAAAGCUUCUGCAAACAUCCCCUCAGGCCCUCCUAGGCUUCGAAUGCGUGCUCCGGAUUUCGACCCUGCUGAGCUCAUCAAAGAUAACCUUCUCACUCUGGUGGGACGCCUAACCAACCCAAGAGAACAGAAGAUGAGCUCUGUUCUACCUUAUCUGGCUAAGACCUGGAACUUGGUGGGCGCUUCCGCAGGUUCAGACCUUGGCAACGGUUGUUUUCAAUUCCGUCUCAACACGGAGGAGGACAUACGCAAGGUACUCCACAACAGACCAUACCAAUAUGGACGUUGGAUGAUUAUAGUCCAAAGAUGGGAACCGAUAAUCUCUCAUAGCUUCCCCUUCCAGAUACCUUUCUGGAUCUCGCUUCGGGGUAUACCUCUUCACUACUGGCAUGAAAAAGUUGUCAGUAAUAUAGGCAUGGAGUUAGGAGAACUCGAAACCUACGAGGUUACCAAAACUUCAGCUCGAGUCAGAGUCAGGGUAGACGGCCUAAAACCCUUGAUUAUGGAGGCAGCAAUGGACUUUAACUCGGGAGAAGAAAGCAUCAUCUCCCUAGACUACGAAAAAUUGGGAAACCACUGCUCAUUCUGCUACAGACUAUCACAUCUUCGGUCACAUUGUCCAGAGAGACCCCCUCCGCUUGUCGCAAGAACAAGAACAGACAUAGUAGAACAGCCACCCUCCUAUCGUCAGGAACCAGUUAGUAGUCCCCCAAGAGCUUCUCAGGAUGCUAGAGGCCGUGCAGUUUCUCAAAACAGACCCUUUCAACAGAGAUUAGACCGUCACGGGAGGCCUUUUGGUGACAGAGUCUCAUCUGCAGCUCUACGCCCACCAGGACCGAAAAACAAAAUCGCACCUCGCUCUUCACUGGAACGUGAGAAGACGCCUACAUCUGAACAACGGGAGCCAGUCUACACCUAUCCUCCUUACACAAGACGCAGACUUAACAGCCCGGGUGGAGAUCGAGCCGGAGAAACUCGCAGAGAAAUGGGUCGACAUUCUCCUAUACUCCAAUGGAGGCCCAAAUCUCCAAUAUUGAAUCAGGAAACCACUCCACCGAGUGCUCAAAACAACAUUGCUUCUGUGGGACGUAACCUGGAGGCUACUGAUUUCCCACUUCUCCCUACAGUGCCCUCUAGGGAAGAAGUAAUGGAAGAUCUCAGAGUCGCCACUUUACAAUAUAUGAAUUGUUCAGACCCGACAGAAAGAGAAGCUAGAAAGCAACGGGUGAUGCAAAGUGAACUGAAUGGAGAAGUGGAAGAAGCAGCUAAUCAUAUCCUACAAGCCUCAACCUCGGCUGCAAUGUCGUGCCUAGCUCCGAACACUACUGCAGUCUACUCUGAGAUGAUUCCUGUAGAAGAAACAGUUAUCACAGCAACUGAACCCCCCAUCAGGAAAAGGGGACGGCCCGCCAAGCAAAAGGAACCUAGAAUGUCCCCGAGACUCAGCCCGAAGACUUUCUCGGGUAUGGGUUCCAAGAAGAAGAAUUUGGCUCGUCUUCAAGCUUCUCCAGGUUCCUCCUCGAGACAGUCAAGAUCAUCGAGACCCACUACAGGACAGAACAGGACUACAGCAGCCUCAAACGCUCCUCCGAUAGUCUUAAUACCGGCAAUCUCGAGACAGCAGACGGAUUUUCCUCUGCUAACUCCCGAUCUUCCUUAG
Messenger RNA from Raphanus sativus (radish), 1692 nucleotides. RefSeq lists its product as uncharacterized. Bases 1 to 1692 code for a protein of 563 amino acids. Lineage: Eukaryota; Viridiplantae; Streptophyta; Magnoliopsida; Brassicales; Brassicaceae. The record is from RefSeq and is a predicted model, not a curated record. The transcript has a single exon.